This is a messenger RNA of Emiliania huxleyi CCMP1516, 1149 nucleotides long. RefSeq lists its product as hypothetical. Bases 1 to 1149 code for a protein of 382 amino acids. The transcript has a single exon. The record is from RefSeq and is a predicted model, not a curated record. NCBI's taxonomy places the organism in Eukaryota, Haptophyta, Isochrysidales, Noelaerhabdaceae.
AUGUUCGGCGGCCCGGCAAACGGUGGCGCCCAGCCGGCGGGUGGCAUGUUCGGAGCUGCCGGUGGCGCCAACGCUGGCGCGCAUGGCGCUGCUUCUAACGGCAUGUUUGGAGCGGGCGGUCUUGGUGGUGGAAUGUUUGGUGGCGCCACAGGCAGCGCAAACGGCCAAGCGGCUGCCGGAGGCACGGCCCCAAACCCCGGUGGCAACCCCGGAGCCUCUGCAGGGAUGUUCGGGCAAAAGGGAGGCUCGAUGUUCGGCGGUGCUCCUGCCGGGGGCGGCAUGUUUGGCGGCGGCUUGGCGGGCGGAUCGAGCGCAGCAGGCGGCCCGACGGCACCAGCCUCUGGCGGCGCGCUUGGUGGUGGCGGCAUGUUCGGUGGGUUGGCAGGGGCUGGCCUCAAAGGACCGACGGCGGCCGCAAGCACUCCGCCAGCCAGCGGCUCGCCCGCUGGAGGGAUGUUUGGAGGCGCCGGCGCAGCUCCGGCUGGCUCAAUGUUUGGCGGUGCCGCUGCUGCCGCCCCUGCUGGUGGAAUGCUUGGCGGUGCCGCCGCUCCGGCUGGCGGGAUGUUCGGGGGUGCUGCGCCAGCUGGCGGGAUGUUUGGCGGUGCAGCUGGUGGGAUGUUCGGUAAAGCCGGCGGCGGAUCGAUGUUCGGAGGUGGAGGUGCUGCCGCCGCCGCCUCCCCGGCCGCUGCAAGCCCUAACGGCGUCUACCGCUACUGCAUCGGCGUGCAGUUCGAGAUCACGCCCAACGACCCGAAGCUCAAGAGCCGGCUCGCCAAGCUCGACAAGCUGAUUCAGCUGCUGCCUAAGACCUUCGAAGUCUCCAGCCAAGCCGUGGGGAUGACGCACAAGCGUGACGAGCCCGAGGCGGAGAAGGGCAACACCGAGGCCCGGAUCAUGGCGGCUCUCGAGGGGGCAAAGAGCGUGUACUCGGAGGAGACGCUGGAGGACGGCGACUUUUACGCUGACCACUACAAGGAACACCUUGAGCACUGCUCCAAGGUUGCUCAGGUUGGCCAUGCCAUUAGCCACGCCGCACCGGAGAAGAAGCCGGGGCAGCAAUCUGGCGGCGGCGGCAAGCCAGGGCUGGCUCCGAAAAAGAGCACGGGCCUCGGCCUCUUCGCCUCGCCGCGGGUCGCUCCAAAGGCUUGA